Pyricularia pennisetigena is the source of this 609-nucleotide messenger RNA. RefSeq lists its product as uncharacterized. NCBI's taxonomy places the organism in Eukaryota, Fungi, Ascomycota, Sordariomycetes, Magnaporthales, Pyriculariaceae. Bases 1 to 609 code for a protein of 202 amino acids. Gene Ontology annotation, molecular function: RNA binding; structural constituent of ribosome. The transcript is spliced from 3 exons. Gene Ontology annotation, biological process: cytoplasmic translation; ribosomal large subunit assembly. Gene Ontology annotation, cellular component: ribosome; cytosolic large ribosomal subunit. The record is from RefSeq and is a predicted model, not a curated record.
AUGUCGACGAAGACGGAGCCCACCCAGAAGCAGUUCGGCAAGGGGAGCCGGACGGUCCCUCACCACUCCCAGAAGGCUUCCAAGUGGUACCCUGCGACCGACGACAAUGGCCCCAAGGCGGUCCGCAAGGCCGUCCGCCCCUGGAACCCCCGAAAGUCCCUCGAGCCCGGUACCGUCCUGAUCCUGCUGGCCGGUCGUUUCCGCGGCAAGCGCGUCGUGCUCCUCAAGAACCUCGACCAGGGUGUUCUCCUGGUCACUGGCCCCUUCAAGAUCAACGGCGUUCCCCUCAGGAGGGUCAACGCCAGGUACGUGAUCGCCACGUCACAGAAGGUUGAUCUGUCGGGUGUCGAUACCGGCAAGAUCGACGAGGUUGCCGCGCCAAACUACUUCACCGCUGAGAAGGCCAAGGAGAAGGCUGGCGAGGAGGCUUUCUUCAAGCAGGGAGAGAAGCCCGAGAAGAAGCAGGUCAACAGCACCCGGGCAGCGGACCAGAAGGCAAUUGACAAAGCUCUGAUUGCCAACAUCAAGAAGGUCGAGUUCUUGGCCUCGUACCUCGCCACCUCCUUCAGCCUGCGCAAGGGCGACAAGCCCCACGAGAUGAAGUGGUAG